Molecule: messenger RNA, 1434 nt
Organism: Cladophialophora bantiana CBS 173.52
Lineage: Eukaryota; Fungi; Ascomycota; Eurotiomycetes; Chaetothyriales; Herpotrichiellaceae
Exons: 2
Coding region: 1-1434 (477 amino acids)
Source: RefSeq, a predicted model, not a curated record
AUGAGUCCAGCAACUGUUACAGACGCGGAUUCAUUUUCUGACCGAGAUCUCUUCCCAGACCCAGAUCUAAAAUCAUGGCAACAGGCCUUUUCUGCGAGACAUGAGAACAUAUGCCACGCGCCUUCGACCCCAGAUCCAGGUGGCAAGAUUUACAAAACCUUCAGCAGGUGCAACUUCAGCCGACUAGACAUAAUUAGGGGCCUCGAUCGACCCGUCGAUGCCUGGCUUGAUCCUAAAUUGACUAUUUCAGACUUAUUCUAUGACCGAAUCCGGUCCGCACUUGUGCUAGCAACACGGUUUUGCAAGUACACGUCUGAAUUCUUCAACAUCCUUUUAUUUGGGGACAUAGGAAAAGAUCUUUGUGAGGACGGGAAGAUCGUGUAUGACUAUCUCCAGAAAUUGAAGCACCGAUCUCGGACGUUCCCAGAUAUGAUGGACGACCUCCACAAUGUCCAGUUCUUCACUGGUUACCACCCGGAUAGCCGUACAGACGUAUAUGCAUCAACUUAUUUCGGGCUGAAUUCAAAAUUCGCGACAUUCUUCACCCACCUCCACUAUGACACAUUCGAAGAUGAUGUCAAGGACCUGAUGUUAGUCAGUCUCGCCAUCACUCUUGUGCAUGAGCUGGCCCAUGUAUGGUACGCUCUCCGGAGAAUGGAAAUCGCCCGAAAAGGCAAUCUUCCCCUGUGUAUCGCCAUGAGGAGAGAACCGUAUUUCUACGGGACUGAGAGAGUGCCCGAGUUGGGAUCGUCUUGGGAAUUAUUUGCCUUCAACGGCAUGCCCCAUCUAAACUGUUCGGAUGACGUACCUUAUGCGGAGGCGAAGGGCCUCCUCUUAGUCCCCAGGAGAGCAAGCAGUGACAAAGCGAACGAGGUUGUUGUGGAUUCAUAUGUUGUGAGCGCUUUUCUCAACCAAGAAUGCUGGGACAUGCUCGACACAUUGCUUAUUGGAGAUCUUUGUAUCCGGUAUAAGCCCGUCAUUGGCAAAGGCCUCUUGGAGAGAAUGCAGACGGCUGUCACCAUGAUCUGUUUUACAAUCGAACAUGGUCGUCUGCCUUCCCUAGAAGAGGUAGCCAAAGAAAAAGACAUGAUGUUGCCACAUUCAGCGAAAGGACAACAGUUGGCGAAGGCGGGUCUCCCAGAUUUAGUACCUCUCACGUCGACAUUGCCGACGGUCGCUGAGAUAACCAAGAUUACCAAUAUGAUGAAAGUGGGGUUGCACAUCUCAGCUCUAGAGUUUCCUACGACCGCCAAAGAGGAACAUACAAACUAUGCUCCCCAGUGGGCACUUUGCCAGGCAAAAGCGAAAUCAGACCCUACAUAUCUCGCUGACAGGGCGGCCAACAAGAAGAGAAUCGAAAGGCACAACGCAGACGAGACUGUUCAAGGAGCCAUUACAAACCACCACUCCACUGCCGGAGACGCGAACAGGUAG